UGUCCGCCUGCUGUCCGCCUGCUGUCCGCCUGCUGUCCGUCUCUUUGAUUUCUUUGUCCACCUCAACGCCAGCUCUGGUCCGUCCGUUCAUCGCCCAAGUCCAAGAUCCAAACUCGAUUGGCAACCAAGCUUUUCCCUCCAGCCCUAACUACCUACCCACCUACCCUCUUGGGCCGAGAAAACAGCUGGACUCGCAACAAACGACUGCCCCCUCGCACCAAAUCCAACCGACAAAUCCACAGAGAGAAGCUUGAGCCAGAGCAGGGCGCGAGUCAUCAUCCUGCGCACUCAACCUGCAUAAUAGCGGACGAACUGCAUAUUCAGCAGCACCCACACAAACACACCCACGCACAAAACGCACACACCAGAUGGCGAUCCGGGACACCUGGCACCGCAUGGUGCGCAAGUCCUUCUCCUCCUCAUCCUCAACAGCACGGAGCGACGACGGCGAUGACACAGCCCCGCCAGCAGCAGCCCCGCCAGCAGGCACGUCGCCCACCCCGAGCGUCCCCCUGUCCAAGACCUCGUCCCGCCUCACCGGCAACCUGUCCAAGAUGACCUCGUGGCGCUCCCACGCCUCCCACAACCGCCACGGCGGCAGCAGCGGCGCCAAGGACCACGGCGGCAGCGGCAGCGGCGACUCGGGGGGCGGGGCCAGCAGGAAGGCCUCGCCCAAGCGGGACUCCCCGCCCAAGUCCAUCCUCAAGCGGUCGGGCGGCAACGGGGGAGGCGGCGGCGGCGGCGGCGGGCCGUUCGGGUCUGCCUUCCCCAAGCGCGUGCACCCCAGCGAGCGGCCCCUCACCGAGCAGAACCUGCGCCACCAGGAGAUGCUGGGCACCUUCACCAUGAAGUUUGGCCGCAGCCGCCGCUUCAGCCGCGGCGGCCGCAGCAGCUUCUCUGGCAUCAGCCCCCGGUGCAGCAUCGACUCCUCCGCCGGCACCGGCGCUGGCGUGGGCGGCUGGGGCGCUGACGACGACGACGACCUUGUUGGCGGCGGCGGCAUGCACCACAGGCGGAUGAGUUCCGCUGCCGUGGCGCCCGACGAGGCGCGCAUUGCCGAGGAGAGCUCAUGAUCGCGGGCUUGGUUUUUUUGGUUUUUUCUUGUUCAUUUUUUGGCUUUUGGGGGAGGACGUUGGGGGAUGGGUGGGUCGGGGUGAGAUGGAUGGCGUCGUGAUCAGGUUUUGAUGGAUCCAAUGUUUCGGUCUUUUUGUGGGUUUCAGGAUUUUUAUCAACAUCCCCUUGCAUCGGGGAGGUGGCGUUUUCGGUAUCUUGCAUGGACGGCUGAGCUGGGUUGGGCACGGGGGCGGGAGCACACACCAAGCGCUGGAUGGCUGCCCUUGGGAUGGGCGUGGUUUUGCGGUUUGGGAUACAUUUCAUGUCUUACAUGUGAGGCUUAUUUGGGACCAGAAAAAGAUCCGCUUAGUUGGGAAGGUUUACGAAGGUUUACGUGCGAGGGAUCGGUUUGGUUGAUCUCCAUAGAAAGAUGCGACCUAAUAUUGUGCCUGGCAGGUCUAUACAAGGAAAGUUAGAACCCUACCAAACACGCUGCAAUGUUCGUCAGAAUACGAAUUGCAAGUCUUGGAUUGCUACAUCAAAAAGACAAUAGAAAAGCUAAUUACACCAA
Messenger RNA from Diaporthe batatas, 1624 nucleotides. RefSeq lists its product as uncharacterized. The record is from RefSeq and is a predicted model, not a curated record. NCBI's taxonomy places the organism in Eukaryota, Fungi, Ascomycota, Sordariomycetes, Diaporthales, Diaporthaceae. The transcript has a single exon. Bases 369 to 1073 code for a protein of 234 amino acids.